AUGGCGGACAGCAUUAGAUCUGGCCUAUCUAAUAUCCACACUGCGCUCGACAACCUCGUUAAAAACCCGCGGCGACUCGACAGUGACCGGUCACGCUUCGACAGAGACGUAUCGUACAUAUCUCACCAGUCGCACAAUUCAACAGCAUCCAUGAGCCCCGAAAGCCCUACCAUGAGGCAGCAACGGGAGAGGCAAGAACGCCGUGAUCUUCAAAAAUGGGAACUGAUAAAGGCCCACGAUGCCUCAAGGCCCAACCAGCAAUUCGAUGCCCAGGAUGUCCCCGACGGGACAAACAUGAACAAUCUCGCCUAUGAGACAGUGAAGAACAACUGGAUUGAACAAGGAAUUUGGAAUGACGAAUGGGUGAACAUGCCUUCAGAGCAGUGGAUGCACGAACUGUCUCCUGAGAUUACUCCUGAGCCCGAGACGUACCCUGGUGGAAGAACCCAUAUCGGCUUGUUCGCUUCCCUUGAAAGUGCCUUGCCGACUGACACCGGCAAAAAUGUACAACAGGGCGGUGAGCGACAACCCAAACAGAAGACCGGGGACGAGCCAUCGCGCCCAUUUCAUCAAUUCAUCUAUCAAAUAUCAAAGGAGCGCGAACGAGUCCGAAAUCUCUAUGCUCGUCCAUCCUUAUUUGAUGACUCUGAGCCUGCUGCCUUCGCAAAUAUCAACUCCAACGCUUAUGAGCGCGUGAAAAGUAUCUGGGCCAAAAGAGGCAUUUGGAACGAGGAAUGGGGCAUAUUACCUGGGAUGGCUUGGAAGCAUGAAAGCCCUUUGCAGAUUCCUGAUAAUGACUGUGAUUCGAUGCCGAGUCCGAUGAAGCCCAAAGCGCAUGUUACCUUCAAUCUUUUCCAGGAUCUUUUCCCUGCUCAAGCAGAUGGUCCCGCUCCAAAAGGUGGCCAGGGAACCAGGAAGAGGAAAAGGGCCGCCGCUCCCCAGGAUCUUUUGCCUGCUCAAGCAGAUGGUCCCGCUCCAGUGGGUGGCCAGGGAACCAGUAAGAGGAAAAGGGCUGCCGCUCCUGUUGAAACGAAGAGAACAAAACGAAAGGUUUCCAAAACUGUCAAGCCGGAGGCAUCAAGCUCCAGACGUGCAGUGGAUAAUUCUACCAACCAGGUGGAUGUGCCUGAUCAAGGAACUCAAGAUACUGGGAGACGUAGAAGCAAGCGCAUACAGAAUCAGACUAAGAGCUCCAAUUGA
Penicillium mononematosum is the source of this 1200-nucleotide messenger RNA. RefSeq lists its product as uncharacterized. The transcript has 2 exons. Bases 1 to 1200 code for a protein of 399 amino acids. Lineage: Eukaryota; Fungi; Ascomycota; Eurotiomycetes; Eurotiales; Aspergillaceae. The record is from RefSeq and is a predicted model, not a curated record.